Prionailurus viverrinus (fishing cat) is the source of this 945-nucleotide messenger RNA. Its product is annotated as olfactory receptor 1440-like. Gene Ontology annotation, molecular function: olfactory receptor activity; G protein-coupled receptor activity; odorant binding. Gene Ontology annotation, biological process: G protein-coupled receptor signaling pathway; sensory perception of smell. The record is from RefSeq and is a predicted model, not a curated record. Gene Ontology annotation, cellular component: membrane. Bases 1 to 945 code for a protein of 314 amino acids. NCBI's taxonomy places the organism in Eukaryota, Metazoa, Chordata, Mammalia, Carnivora, Felidae. The transcript has a single exon.
AUGGCGGGGGGAAGGAACAGUACAAUAGUUACAAAGUUCAUUCUCUUGGGAUUCUCUGAAUUUCCAAAGCUCGCCAGUGUUCUUUUUUCAAUAUUCCUAGCGAUCUACCUCAUGACUGUGUCCUGGAACCUAGGCCUCAUCACUCUCAUCAGGGUGGACUCACAUCUGCACACACCUAUGUACUUUUUCCUCAGUAACCUGUCCUUGCUGGACAUCUGCUAUGUUUCCACUAUAGCUCCCAAGAUGCUCUCAGAUUUCUUCAAGAAGCAGAAAUACAUCUCCUUUGUGGGGUGCACUAUACAGUACUUCUUCUUCUCUAGCCUGGGUCUGACUGAGUGCUGUCUCCUGGCUGCCAUGGCUUAUGACCGAUAUGCUGCCAUUUGUAAUCCUCUGCUCUACACCGCCAUCAUGUUGCCCACCCUCUGUGUGCAGAUGGUGGGGGGAUCUUGUGUAAUUGGAUUCUGUGGCUCAUUUAUCCAACUGUAUGCCUUACUUCAGCUUCAUUUCUGUGGGCCAAAUGUCAUCAACCAUUUCUUUUGUGAUCUUCCCCAGUUGCUGAUCCUAUCCUGCUCUGACACCUUUUUCUUUCAAAUCAUGACCUCUGUGCUCACAGUGAUCUUUGGGCUCACAUCUGUCUUGGUUAUCAUGAUAUCCUACGGUUAUAUUGUUGCCACCAUUCUGAAGAUCACCUCAGCUGAAGGCAGGUCCAAGGCCUUCAACACCUGUGCUUCUCACCUGACAGCUGUGGCUCUCUUCUUUGGCUCAGGUAUCUUUGUUUAUAUGUAUCCUAACUCUGGUGAUUCCCUGAGCCAAAACAAGUUGGCAUCAGUUUUAUACACUGUUUUAAUCCCCAUGCUAAAUCCAUUGAUCUAUAGCUUGAGGAACAAGGAAAUCAAAGAUGCCCUAAACAGAAGGAAGAAGAGAAUCUUUUUCUGUUGUUACUAA